UGGAGGAAACUUAUAAAUGUGUGCAUUAAGAAGCUUACCAUGAUGUUAUCAGAGCUACUCUCUAGUAGUGGUGUGGAGGAGGGGGUGAUGCAUAGAUGUAUGGGUGUGUUGGUGGCUUGUGUACAGGAGGAGGAGGAGGAGGAGACUUGUACACAUAUGGUGGAUGGUGGGGCUCCUUGGGAGGUGGUGGAGGGGGAGAUUUGUACACGUAAGGUGGAUGGUAUGGCUUGGUGGGUGGUGGUGGUGGUGGAGGAGACUUAUAAACGUAGGGUGGAUGGUAUGGCUUGGUGGGUGGUGGUGGUGGUGGUGGGGACUUGUAAACGUAGGGAGGAUGGUAUGGCUUGGUGGGUGGUGGUGGUGGUGGAGGGGACUUGUAAACGUAGGGAGGAUGGUAUGGCUUGGUGGGUGGUGGUGGUGGUGGUGGAGACUUGUAAACGUAGGGUGGAUGGUAGGGCUUUGUGGGAGGUGGUGGUGGUGGAGGGGACUUGUAAACGUAGGGUGGAUGGUAGGGCUUGGUGGGUGGUGGUGGUGGUGGAGACUUGUAAACGUAGGGUGGAUGGUAGGGCUUUGUGGGAGGUGGUGGUGGAGGAGGGGACUUGUAAACGUAGGGUGGAUGGUAGGGCUUUGUGGGAGGCGGUGGUGGGGGAGACUUGUACACGUAGGGUGGAUGGUAGGGCUUCUUUGGUGGCGGUGGUGGAGGAGACUUGUAUACAUAUGGUGGGUGGUAGGGCUUCUUUGGUGGCGGUGGUGGGGGAGACUUAUACACAUAUGGUGGAUGGUAGGGCUUCGUGGGUGGUGGUGGUGGUGGAGACUUGUAGACGUAAGGUGGAUGGUAUGGUUUCACCGGCGGAGGAGGAGGAGGAGGAGACUUGUACACAUAAGGUGGAUGGUAUGGUUUCACCGGCGGAGGAGGAGGAGGAGGAGGAGACUUGUACUCAUAGUGCUCCUUUGGAGGUGGAGGAGAUGAGUACGGGUAGUUUGCAGAGGUUUCAGACGGCAAGCUGAGAGAGACUAAUGCAACAAAAAGAGUGAGAAUGAGAGAGGUCGUCACUCGAGACCCCAUUUUUCCCAUCUUCACUGCGAAUGGG
Juglans microcarpa x Juglans regia is the source of this 1088-nucleotide messenger RNA. RefSeq lists its product as uncharacterized. NCBI's taxonomy places the organism in Eukaryota, Viridiplantae, Streptophyta, Magnoliopsida, Fagales, Juglandaceae. Bases 40 to 1005 code for a protein of 321 amino acids. The transcript is spliced from 4 exons. The record is from RefSeq and is a predicted model, not a curated record.